UUCUCUCAGCCCUUCUUGACAUGCCUACUCUACCAGCAUAAAGAGCUUCAGAGUCCAGUAAUGUGGAUGUAACUUAGCUAGAGUUAGGAUAUAAAUCGUAUCCAGGACUCACCGUAGCCUCCUUGUCCGCUGGGCUGAAACAGACUUUUUUUUUUUCUUGCUGCCAGCACCAGGUCCUCCUUAGAGGAGAGAGGGGGAAAAAGCGCCUACUGGGCUUCAGUGCGGAGAAAAAAAAAAGAGUGGUGGAGAAGAGGAUCAAGCAGAGUCCGGGCGUGGUGGACAGAAAAAAAAAACUAACCUUUGUUUGCAAAACUUUACAUUUUAGCAGCAAGUAUGUCGCUGUCGGUGCCGCAGAACGGUGUGAAGGCGGAUAAUGAUCCCGUUAUCGAGCUGUUCGUGAAGGCGGGAAGUGAUGGUGAGAGCAUCGGGAACUGCCCCUUCUCCCAGAGGCUCUUCAUGAUCCUGUGGCUCAAAGGAGUCGUCUUCAACGUCACCACAGUGGACCUCAAGAGGAAGCCUGCCGACCUCCAGAACCUGGCCCCAGGCACACACCCGCCCUUUGUCACUUUCAACGGGGAGGUCAAAACUGAUGUCAACAAGAUCGAGGAGUUCCUUGAAGAUGUCCUCUGCCCACCCAAAUUUAUCAAGCUUGGUGCAAGACACCCAGAGUCAAACACAGCUGGUAUGGACAUCUUUGCCAAGUUUUCAGCUUAUAUUAAGAACUCAAAACCAGAUGGAAAUGAAGCUCUUGAGCGCGGCCUUCUGAAGACACUGCAGAAGCUGGACGAGUAUCUUCGCUCACCACUGCCCGAUGAGAUCGACCACAACAGCAUCGAGGACAUCAAGGUCUCCACUCGUAACUUCUUGGACGGUGAUGAAAUGACUCUGGCUGACUGUAACCUGCUGCCCAAGUUGCAUAUAGUCAAGGUGGUGGCCAAGAAGUACAGAGGCUUUGACAUCCCCAAAGAGAUGACUGCCAUUUGGAAGUACCUGAACUACGCCUACACACGAGAGGAGUUCAGCAACACUUGCCCCAGUGACAAAGAAAUUGAGAUAGCUUACGGUGACGUAGCCAAGAGGCUGGUCAAAUAAGCUUUUCUGUCUCUCCCCCCCCUCCGCCCCGUAACCUCCACCUCUACACAACCCUACACCUCCCCCUCCCUGCACCAGGACUGACAUGCUCAUCCAUGAGAAAGAAACAUUCUGGACUGUUUUUUCCUUCUCUCUUCAUCUAGAGCAAACCCAAACACAUGUUUUCUGCCAUUCCCACACAAAGACCUUUUUAGUUGAUUCAGCACUGGUCAACUUUGUUUCUCUUUCUUUGUUAAUUGCUUUUGUUUAUUUUUAUUUUGUGAGGCGACAAAUAAGCACCCACCCGUGUAUCAGAGCUUAUCAAUGUUGGGAGCUACGUCAGACACACUCCCUGAUAAGUGACCUUCAAGCUGACCUUCUGUCUGCAUGCAGGCAGAAGGUCACACAAUGUUGUUGUUGAUUUUCUGUUCAUUAUUGAAAUAGCUCUUUCUAGAAUUGCUAUAAAACAAACACUGAGACGCUUUUUUUUUCCUGUCUUGACUUAUUUAGAGGCAUCAUAAACAGUGUUGACGCUUCAGUGUUUUAGGCUUCAGGUCUAAGAAGAAGCUGAAGUGAAUCCAAAGUGGUUGAAGUAUCAAAUGAGAGAUGCUUUGCUUUGUUUCUAAGCUGUUUAGAAUAAAUCUAAAUAAGUGUAACUGCAGGACAAGCUACCUGGUUUAAUGCUACGAUUUUCUCAUUCUCUCAACUUAAAAAAAGGUCUUGUAGCUUAGCUCAGUAGAAAUGUAGGGAAUGUUCUUUAUUGGCUGCAUAAGUAACUCAGGAAUAAUCUAACCUGAGGUCUAUGAUAUAUUCAACAGUAUGUAGCUAACGAAUCCUCAAGCUUAUGAAGAUGCGCGUACAUAUUUUAAUCACCACAUUGCCAUACAAAGUGUUCAUAAAGACACUAAGACAUUGAGUGAAAGGCUUGCUGAUUCUCUCUUCUCUUAUGACGCAUGAAGGAAAGUGUUCACUCAGACAUGCUGACUGUAGCGGUAGUUUGGAUUACACCUUGUGGAUCAAAAAGAGGCACAUUAUUCUGGUCUCACUGUGGAUAGAAUAAGUCUGACUAUGUAAACCAACAACAAAAGAUACCACAUGUUCUCACUGUAAUCGUCUCCAUAGCAUACAGAAUGACACUAAUGUGCAACCAGGCACCAGGCAUGGCGACUCUAAAGAUAUUUAUGAAAAAACUGAUCCAAAGGAGUACCAUUGAGAUAUAUAUAUGUACACGGUCCAAUUGAGUAUGUAUAUUGAUUUCUAAGGUAGUGAAUGUAUGUUAGGAAACGGUAGCUCCAAAAGUGCUUUAGUGCAGAUAAAGCACAACCUGUUUUUGAUUUCUGCAGAUUGUCAUGCUUUUCCACGUUUGUUAUCAAACAAAUUUGAUAAAAGGAAUUGUGUAUAUAUUGAAUAUUUUUUUGGGAUUUCUUGGAAUUCAUUUUGUAAAUUUUAUACAUUAUAUCAAAAUUGAGUGGAAAAUGGGCCAUUCGUUACAUUCUUGGACUCGAUUCUAGAUGAACCAUCUUACAUUGCCUUACUUGAUCUUCUCAUCAGACAUUUUGCAGGAAAGUUUUUUUUUUUUUUUUAAGAUAAUUUCAUCACUGCAUUGGUGUGUUAAAGAAGAUAUCCAAGCUAUGUCAUGGCUUUUUUUUUUUUAACAAUAUUGACUGAAUUGAAAUAAACUUCUUAUUGGCA
Labrus mixtus (cuckoo wrasse) is the source of this 2763-nucleotide messenger RNA. RefSeq names its product chloride intracellular channel 4 (gene clic4). NCBI's taxonomy places the organism in Eukaryota, Metazoa, Chordata, Actinopteri, Labriformes, Labridae. The transcript has 6 exons. The record is from RefSeq and is a predicted model, not a curated record. The coding region runs from base 334 to 1092 and encodes 252 amino acids.